GGAGACCUUUGGCCAAUUGAAAGCGGAACACUAACCGUCGAGACCCACCCGCCAACCCUCGUGUUCAUCAUUCUCUCGCUUUCGCACCUUCCGAAAGAGAUUGCCAUGGCACGAACAAAGCAAACAGCCCGUAAGUCCACUGGUGGUAAGGCUCCCAGGAAGCAGUUGGCAACCAAAGCCGCCAGAAAGAGCGCACCGGCCACCGGAGGUGUCAAGAAACCCCACCGUUACAGGCCCGGAACUGUAGCCCUGCGUGAGAUCCGCCGUUACCAGAAGAGCACCGAGCUGCUCAUCCGCAAACUGCCAUUCCAGCGGCUGGUCCGUGAGAUCGCUCAGGACUUCAAGACCGACCUCCGUUUCCAGAGCUCCGCCGUGAUGGCUCUACAGGAGGCGAGCGAAGCCUACUUGGUGGGCCUGUUCGAAGACACCAACUUGUGCGCAAUCCACGCCAAGCGAGUCACCAUCAUGCCCAAGGACAUCCAGCUAGCCCGCCGCAUCCGCGGAGAGCGUGCUUAAGUCACUUCAGGGGGACCCUUCGUGCUCGCCCGCACCAAAAAACGGCCUUUCUAAAGGCCACAAAUAC
Molecule: messenger RNA, 583 nt
Organism: Macrosteles quadrilineatus (aster leafhopper)
Lineage: Eukaryota; Metazoa; Arthropoda; Insecta; Hemiptera; Cicadellidae
Product: histone H3
Exons: 1
Coding region: 106-516 (136 amino acids)
Cellular component (GO): nucleosome
Molecular function (GO): structural constituent of chromatin; DNA binding; protein heterodimerization activity
Source: RefSeq, a predicted model, not a curated record